AUGGUGCGGAGACGGCCAAUGAAGAAAACACAGGAGAAUAAGUUGGAGGUUGCUGAGAUAAGAAUGUUAAGGUGGAUGCUUGGGGUGACAAGGAGGGAUAAAGUGAGAAACAAUUUUAUAAGAGGAACAGCCAAAGUAACGGAGGUGACAAAGAAAGUACAAGAAAGGAGAAUGCGAUGGUUCGGUCAUAUCAAAAGGCGAGAAGGGUUUGUCGGCAGAAGGAUAUUGGAUACGGAAGUGGAGGGAAGAAGACGAGGUGGCAGACCAAAGAAAAGGUGGAAGGAUCGCAUUGGAGAGGACCUGAGGGAGAGAGGAUUGAGUGGAGAGGAGGUUGGGGACAGAGCCCUGUGGAGAAGACUAGUGAGGAACAGCGACCCCAUAUGA
Molecule: messenger RNA, 384 nt
Organism: Scylla paramamosain (green mud crab)
Lineage: Eukaryota; Metazoa; Arthropoda; Malacostraca; Decapoda; Portunidae
Exons: 1
Coding region: 1-384 (127 amino acids)
Source: RefSeq, a predicted model, not a curated record